AUGAGCUGGUCAGCUGCUGGCUCCAAGGCAGCCGCGUCGCUCGCCAGGCAUGCGGCGCCCGCCUCCGCUCGCGUUUCAAAUGCCCUCCAACGCCCUUCGCCGCCUCGUCACCUCCUCUACCAUCCGCGUCGAUCAGCUCAGCUCAACCCUGUCCACGCGCUCAAUUUUUCGGCCUCAACGUCCUCAGGUGCACCCACCAGCUCGAAGGCCAAAGCUUCUUCCCGCGCCCGAGAUGCUGCCGACGCCGAGGCAGCCCCCACCCCAGGUGUCCGAGUGACCGACAAAAGAAGCAACCAGCCCAGCACUCAAGACAACACCGAAAGCUCGUCUCGAACACCACAACCCGAGACUGUGCUCGAGGUUGACGACGUCAAGCUUGCCGCCAAGCCCGCAGAUGCAUCUGCUCCAAACAUGGCAAGCUCGACCAGAGCGAGCUCAGCGACAGAGCAGUCCGCUUCAGACUCGCAGCAGCAAGAGGCAGCAUCAUCUUUGCAAGCGCAGGCUGCAUCGGCCUCCACCACGAAUGCCACCGGUCCGCCCACUCAUGAAGACCUGCUCAAGCAGCGCUUCUACCACGCCCAAGAACAGAACAAGAGGGUCUACUCGGGUCUCACCCCUCCUCCCAACCCCACCGCCAAUCUCUACCCUUCCUUCACAACCCCUCAAAUGGACGAAGCUGCACCCGCUCCCUCCGCCACCGCCACCACAUCAACUUCUGGCUCCACCUCCUCGGAUUCCAGCGCAGCAAGCUCUUCGGCUUCUGCCUUCGACACGGCCGGCGCACCUCAAGCCUCACAGCAGGGCGUAGAGCAUGCUGGCGACGUCGAGUUCGACAACCGCUUCCAUCGCCACGCUUCCUCGCAGUCGCUUCAGAGCCUUCAGAUGCCCUUUGACACCCACGGCUUCGUCAAGCGUCUCGAAGCCGGCGGUUGGCUCUCCACCGCACUCAAAGCGCAGCGCCUCCCACCCAAUCCAAAGUCGGCCAAGUCCAAGCAGACACAGCCCGAUGCAGAUGCCGGCGGUCUCCAGCUCCAGAUCGCUCGCCGUCACGAUCCAGCAGAGGCCAUCAUGCAGGGCGUGCGACACCUCAUCACCACACGCGGCCGCCAGCUCGCCAACGCCUGUCUCAACAAGAGCGACGUCGAGAACCAAGCGUACCUCUUCAAGGCGGCGCUCUCCGAGAUCCGCACCGAAGUCCAGGUUCGAGGCAGGAACGACGCCGCAGGUCUGCGAAGCAUCACCACGCUCCUCCAGCGCGAGGUGGAUGCGCUCGAGCAAAAGAUGAAGGAGGACGUCGAGCGUCUCAAGCACGACAUCCAGGUCGACAUGAACAACCGCAAGGCCGAAUCCAAAGAGGAACAGAACAACCUCGAGCAAGAGAUCCAGGACCUCAACAACCGCUUCACCAUCAGCCUCUCGGACCUCAAGACCGAGAUCGAGCAGAACGUAAAGUGGGAUGCCACGCGACGCAGUCUUUUCCUCGUCUUUGGUAUCGCCGCCAUCGUUGCCGCCAACCUCGCUAUCGCCGACUACCUCACAAGGGACGAUGAAGCUGCCAAGGCCGCCGCGAGCAAGGAGCUCAUCACCGCAGGUCAUCCACCCGCAUCCACCAACGCCGGAGCACCGGCAUCGCUCGGAUGGGCAACAGAGGGUCGCAUCCUCUACGCCCUGCCCGUCAUGCUUCUCAAGCCCAGCUCCCGAUCGGCCGCUGCCGGGCGUCGCGCCAUGCACCAAUUGCGUCGCCACUUCUCAACUGCAAUCCCCGCUGUCGCCACAGCAGGGCUCUUCACCUCCACAAAGCUUGGUCGCAAGACGGGUGCGCAGCCGCUUGCUUCCGCCAGCCACCUUCCUGGACAGCGAUGGUUCAGCUCUACAGCGAGCGCUGCUAAAGAACAGGCUAAGGAGCUGCGCGUUCCGGACUCGGACGUCGUCAUCAAGCUGCAAUCGGACAGCAUCUCGAUCGAGUCGAAGCAGCUGGGUCUGCAGCCCUUCCAAUUCGAUCACAUCUGGCUGCGCGAUGCGUGCCAGGCCCCGCAAUCCGUACAUCCCAGCAACCGCCAGAAGCUCUUCCACACCAGCGACGUCCCCCUUGGCGUGCCCCUGCUCGAUGCCAGCCACCCUCCAACAUUGUCGUCCGCAGCGGAUGAGCCCGUGCUUCGACUGACGUUUGCCAAGGAGCACGCCGUCGUUAAUGCCUUCACAGCUGCGUUUGGCGAGGUCAAGAAGGCCGACGCGCCACACGUAUCCGAAGUGCCGAUCUCCUUCUUGCUCCGCCAUGCCAUCGACACCUUCUACGCCGACACGCACAUGGACAUCAUGUCGGUGCCCGAAUCGUGGGCAGCAAAGGAUCUGACGCACUUCAGGUCUGUGCCUUGGGCGCAAGGUGCCUCCCUGUCACCGUCUGCUUUGGAGGAGGGCAGUGUUGCUCGACCAGCUCGGAUUCCCUGGGAUGCGAUCCGCCCCGAGGACACGUCGGUCCAGCGCACCGAGGCGCUCUAUGCGCUCACCGAGGCGGUUCUCCGCGACGGCUUUGCGUUUGUCACGCGUCUUCCGACCGACAAGACUGCGACCGAGGAGGGCGAGAGUUCGGCGCGUCUGCGCGAUCUGGCGCUCACCAUGGGCGAGCUGCGCAACACCUUCUACGGCCUGCUGUGGGACGUGCAGUCCAAGGCGGACGCGCGCAACAUUGCGUACACCAACCUCGACCUGGGCCUGCACAUGGACUUGCUCUACUUCCAGAACCCGCCGCGCUUCCAGUUCCUGCACAUGCUGCGCAACAAGGUCCGCGGCGGCGCGAGCAUCUUUGUCGACAGCUUCAAGGUGGCUGAGCGCAUGUGGGACGAGGAGCGCGAGCUGUGGGAGGUGCUCACCAAGGUGCCCGUUGGAUUCCACUACGUCAACGACGGCAGGCACUACCGGUACACGCAUCCGACAUUUGAGCUGGCGCACGACACCGAGGGCCACGCGGGCCCGCCGCUGCAGGGGACGACGAUGCCGCGUCUGAGUGCGGUCAACUACUCGCCGCCGUUCCAGUCUCCGCUGCCGCUGCAUCCGACGGAGCAUCUCAAGACGGCUGAGCAGAGGCAGACGUUCUACCGUGCGCUCAAGCGGUUCUCGGACCUGACGCUCGCCGAGGAGUUUCGGUACGAGAAGCAGAUGGAGGAGGGCGAGUGCGUCAUCUUUGACAAUAGGCGCGUGCUGCAUUCGCGCAAAGGAUUCGAGUGGGACGAGAGCAAGCAGGGCGAGGUCAAGCGCUGGCUCAAAGGCUGCUACGUCGACGGCGACGCCAUCUGGAGCACCUACCGCACGCUGCGCACCAAGCUGCACGGCCGCGCGCCGCUGGUUCCAGGCACGCGCCGAUCGAUGCAUUCCGCUGCCGCCCCUGCCAAGCCAUGGCUCAGUGCAGCGCGAUCGUUCAGUACGAGCUCGGCUGCGUCCGUUGCGGCGCACGCAGCUGCUGGCACGGGAUCGACCGACGCUGCGACCGAGGAGGUGGACGUGAGCUCGUUCGCGCCGCUGUCUGACGACCCAACGGUGGUGGACCUGCGUUCGCUGGGCGGGCUACGGUCGCGCGAGCCCUCGACGUCCUUCGCAUCGUACCGACCCGUGCCGCCCGUCUCGACACGCACGCUGCCCAAGCUGUACAAGCAGCUGUCCAAGUCGCGCCUCACGUUCCUCGUGGUGCUGACGGGGAUGGCUGGCUACGCCUUGUGCCCGGCCUCGCUCACCGUUGCCGUUGCAUCGCCCGUGGCGACGCUGCUUGCGCUCACGGCGGGUAUGACUCUGUGUUCUGCGGCGGCGAAUGCGCUCAACCAGCUGGUGGAGGCGCCUUACGAUGCGCAGAUGCCCCGCACGCGCGGACGUCCGCUCCCGUCGCGCGCCGUCACCCCUCUGCACGCGUUCUCGUUCGCGGCCGCAUCGGCCAGCAGCGGCGUGGGCCUGCUCGCCCUCGCCGUGAACCCGCUCACGGCUGCGCUGGGCGCAGCGAAUGUGGUGCUGUACUCGUUCACGUAUACACCCAUGAAGCGCAUGUCGAUUGCCAACACAUGGGUCGGGGCGGUAGUCGGAGCCCUGCCGCCGCUGAUGGGCUGGGCAGCGUGCACAGGCACACUGCACCACGCCGCUGAUCUCGGUGGCUGGUCGCUCGCCGCAUUGCUCUUCGCCUGGCAGUUUCCGCACUUUAACUCGCUCGCCCACACGCUUCGUGCCGAAUACGCGCGCGGCGGGUACCGGAUGAUGGCCGUUACGGAUCCAGCGCUCAACCGCCGCGUUUCGCUCAGGUACGCCGUAGCGCUGCUGCCCAUCUGCACGGUCAUGAUGCCGCUUAGUGGCAUUGUGGCCCCGGUGGCAUUUGCAGUGCUCAGCACCCCGCUUAAUCUGCUCAUGGCUCAUGCGGCCUGGAAGUUCUACACGGACGGCACGGUCAAGGCGGCACGCUGGUGCUUCUGGGUGAGCCUGAUCCAUCUGCCGGCCGUCAUGCUGCUCGCCAUGGGAUGCAAGCCCGAAGUUCGGGAUGGCCUGUACCGCUUCCUUGGCUGGUCUACCGACGAGCCCAAGGAGGAGGAGAAGCUCGUCUGA
Moesziomyces antarcticus is the source of this 4578-nucleotide messenger RNA. RefSeq names its product gamma-butyrobetaine hydroxylase. The transcript has a single exon. Gene Ontology annotation, biological process: heme biosynthetic process. The coding region runs from base 1 to 4578 and encodes 1525 amino acids. The record is from RefSeq and is a predicted model, not a curated record. Gene Ontology annotation, molecular function: protoheme IX farnesyltransferase activity; oxidoreductase activity. Gene Ontology annotation, cellular component: membrane; mitochondrion. NCBI's taxonomy places the organism in Eukaryota, Fungi, Basidiomycota, Ustilaginomycetes, Ustilaginales, Ustilaginaceae.